Molecule: messenger RNA, 3132 nt
Organism: Scatophagus argus
Lineage: Eukaryota; Metazoa; Chordata; Actinopteri; Scatophagidae
Gene: dcun1d3
Product: defective in cullin neddylation 1 domain containing 3
Exons: 6
Coding region: 769-1752 (327 amino acids)
Biological process (GO): protein neddylation; positive regulation of ubiquitin-protein transferase activity
Cellular component (GO): ubiquitin ligase complex
Molecular function (GO): ubiquitin conjugating enzyme binding; cullin family protein binding; ubiquitin-like protein binding
Source: RefSeq, a predicted model, not a curated record
UCCACAAUGUAGCUACACUCAAUGACUGAAAGGGGGAAGCACAAAGAAAUAGGUUGCUUUAGUCCGAGAGGGUCUUUUAACUCACUCCAAAGAGCGAACAUAAUUUAAAAUUCAUUCAAAAGCCAGUGUUGGUCGCUAGGUUUUUACUUGCUUCUUUUUAAAAGGCGGGAUAUAUUUUAGUAUUGAUGUGGAAGUUUUUGUCAGCUGCCAGCUAACUAGUUAGCUAGCAAUCUGAGUUAACGCGACGAGUUUACCUCAGUUCAUUUCUGGUCGUAUACGCCGCCUUGGACAACUUACCAACUACUUGAUUUGUUCUGGCAUUCCUGAAGUGAUGUACAUACAGUUCCACACAAUUGAAUUUUCAAAAAUGACCAAGAGCCGCCGUGGCUUGACAAGAUAAGAUAUCACCACUCAAAGUGAAAGUUGAUUUCAGAAGUAACUGGAAGUUGUGGAUUUGACAACAGAGCUCAUGAAACAAAGCGUUGGUCUGGCUUUGUGAGAGGUUUGCCACUGGAAACCUAAUCAUUGCGGAUCUCAAGGUCAUAGUGAUGGGGCAGCAUAGAAAGACACUGUGAUCUGUGGCCAAUGCCAUCUGAGGGACUGUCUGUUUUUUAAAUCUGGCAGUGCAAGACCUGGAUCGUGGCAGCUUUGGCAUAGGCCUGAGGGUAUGUUGAGACGUCUCGCCAGUCCAGAGCAGAGGCGUCUCGGUGGUUCGGACGGGGACUGAAGGUGAGGAGGAAAGACAGACAAGGGACCAGGGAGGAAGACAUGGGCCAGUGUGUCACCAAGUGUAAGAAUCCUACGUCCUCACUCGGUAGUAAGAGUGGAGACAAGGAGAGCGGCCCCAAGUCCCACCACAAGAAAGGAUGCAGUGCUGGUGGGGGCCACAAAGAAGAGCCUAGUGCCCCAUGUAGCAAAGUCACCAAUGAGCUGUCAAAUGGCACCAAGGCCCCUGAGGUUACCGUAGAGACACCCGUCAUCCCGGCAGUAUUAGGGGAACCACGCAAGGACGAGCGUUUGGAUGGGGACGGACUGUCAUUGAUACGUAUUGAUGAGCUGUUCUGCUGCUACAAGGAUGAACACGAAGAUGCCAUCUUGGAGGAAGGCAUGGAGAGGUUCUGUAAUGACCUGUGUGUGGACCCAGCAGAGUUUCGUGUGCUUGUUCUUGCCUGGAAGUUUCAAGCAGCUACCAUGUGCAAGUUUACACGGAAGGAGUUUGUUGAGGGCUGUAAGGCCAUCCAAGCAGACAGCCUCGAGGGUAUCUGCUCACGUUUCCCCUGCAUGCUGUUGGAUGCCCAAGGCGAAGAAAACUUCAAGGACUUGUACCGCUUCACCUUCCAGUUUGGCCUGGAUGCAGAGGAGGGCCAGCGUUCACUUCAGCGUGAAAUCGCCAUUGCCCUGUGGCGCCUGGUUUUUACCCAGGACACACCUGCAAUCCUGGAGCACUGGCUAGACUUCCUGGCGGAGAACCCCUCAGGUAUUCGGGGCAUCUCAAGGGACACAUGGAACAUGUUCCUCAACUUCACCCAGGCUAUUGGGCCUGACCUGAGCAACUACAGCGAGGACGAGGCCUGGCCCAGCCUCUUCGACACCUUUGUAGAGUGGGAGUUGGAGCGCAGGAAAAAAGAGGAGGAAAAGGCACUGACGGCAAAAGAGGAAGAGGGGAGAUGUACUGAGACAGAGUGUUCUACCACCACAGAUAGACUUGAAACAGAGGGAAGCCGUGGCUCACAGACAUGGGGGGGCCACUGACCAGGAAACAAGAAAUAUUUGUAAGGAAGGGAAGGAUAUGACCUAUGUGUGAACUGUACAUCUGUGAAUCAUUGGAUGAAUAUUAGUAUUACCAUUACAGCUGUUCAUUUUGCUUUCCUUUUCUGUUGGGGUGGGAUUCCUGCUUUGCAACCUUGUUUUUUGGUUUCUGAAAGGGCUCUAAGAAACAUUAUGUUUUAAGCACUUCUAUUUAAGUUAUUGUUUUACCUUUGUCUCCUCCCAUAAGUGUUUAGUAAUUGGACAUGUGAUCAAUUUUAACCCACACUUUGUACCGUAACCCAGCUUAUAUAACUCAGUAAAGGUUUGGUUUUAAACACAGGCUACAGAAAGCCAUAACAUUUCCCCACAACUAUCGUACAAGACAUUUAAUUUUGGCCCAGUAACACUACGUUUUGCACAAGGAAACAGUUAAUAAUGAAGAAGGGAAAUUUGGGCCGUGUGUCUACAAAUAAUUACUUAAUACCAAAACGUGAGAUUUACCAUAGGGUUGAGGGUGAAUGGAAUCAUCUUUAUUGGACUAAUCUAGUUAGAUUGUAUGCUUUUAUCUUGCAGUGCUGUGAGAAUUAAUUGGUUGCACUUGUACUGCCUUUGCAACUGUUUGCCAGCAGUUCCAUGGUAAACAGUAAUGGAUUACAGUUCUGUCACAAGGGAUUUUUAUUUUUAAAAAUGAUACAAAGCUAUAAUAGCCACUUAAAAUCCAGGUUUUCAUGUUAACAGACCCACCCUCUCCUGUGUUGAGUGUUUUUUUUUUUUUUUUUGAGUGCAACUAGUGCAGCAAGCAGCUUAGCUUGUGUAAGCAGCUGGCUGUGCUCCCCAUUCACCUCUAGCAUGUACCAUUUUGAUGUCCACCUAUUUUCAAGAAGCGGUUAAGUGUAUACAACACAAUGAUGCUGGCUUUUCUCAGAUUUCUCAUAUCUAAUUUUAGAAAGUCUGUAACACAACAAAUUGGCUAAUGCUAGGUCUUCGUCAUUUCUUGACAGAUGAUGCAAAACUUGUGCACACCUCACAAAUGUUGACUGCUGCUGGUGAUGGUUGUUGUAAUGGAUUGCACAAUGCUUAGUUGCUAUACCUGCAAUGCUUUGCAGAGAGAUUGAUGUCAUCCACAUUAUUUCCAUUUUAAAUCUUUUUCAAACUGUAGAUUGAUCUCAAGUAUAGCCUAGGGUGUUUUGGGAUGAGUGAAUGGGUGUUAACUAGACAUUCUGGCUAAUCAAGAGUCUGAUAUGGGUCCAGUGUGGUAAGAGGGUGGCCAUAACCUGAGCUAUUUGGUUUACAUCAUCUACAAUGGUUUUAUUUCAGACCCCUUUGUCCUUUUUUAUAUAAAAUGUAUUGAUUUAUAAUAAAUAAAAACAGUGUUGAACUUUU